CAUGCACAGGCGCCGAGGCGCUCGUUUGGCGCGCGCGCUGUAAGCUGUGGGUCUGAGCCAGGGUGUUGGGUUUUUUUCUCUUUUCUCCUUGGUUUUUUACUUUUUUCAGACGCUGGUGUCUCCGAGUCUCGACAUGCCGUCUUCUUUACUGGGCUCGGCGAUGCCGGCCUCCACGUCGGCCUCAGCUUUGCAGGAAACUCUGGAAAAUGCAGGGCGGCUCAUCGACCGUCAGUUGCAAGAAGACCGCAUGUACCCGGACCUUUCCGAGCUUCUCAUGGUGUCUGCCCCAAAUAAUCCCACUGUUUCUGGGAUGUCAGAUAUGGAUUAUCCUCUACAAGGACCUGGUUUGCUGUCAGUACCCAACCUUCCAGAGAUGAGUUCCAUCCGAAGAGUUCCUCUCCCACCUGAACUUGUUGAACAGUUUGGACAUAUGCAGUGUAACUGCAUGAUGGGCGUGUUCCCUCCUAUCAGCAGAGCUUGGCUCACAAUUGACAGUGACAUAUUCAUGUGGAACUAUGAAGACGGAGGAGACCUUGCCUAUUUUGAUGGACUGAGUGAGACUAUUCUUGCUGUGGGACUUGUGAAACCAAAAGCUGGCAUCUUUCAACCUCAUGUACGACACCUCCUGGUUUUGGCAACCCCUGUGGAUAUAGUGAUUCUUGGACUUAGCUAUGCUAAUUUACAAACAGGUUCUGGGGUUCUUAAUGACAGUAUGUGUGGUGGAAUGCAGUUGCUUCCAGAUCCUUUAUAUUCUCUUCCCACUGAUAAUACUUACCUUUUAACAAUAACUUCCACUGAUAAUGGGAGAAUUUUCUUGGCUGGAAAAGAUGGCUGUUUAUAUGAAGUAGCAUACCAAGCAGAAGCAGGUUGGUUUAGCCAAAGAUGUAGGAAAAUAAACCACUCAAAGAGCACACUUUCUUUCCUUGUUCCUUCAUUGCUACAAUUCACAUUCUCAGAAGAUGAUCCUAUUGUUCAAAUUGCAGUUGAUAAUUCUAGAAACAUUUUAUAUACACGGUCUGAGAAAGGAGUAAUACAGGUAUAUGAUUUGGGCCAAGAUGGACAAGGAAUGAGCAGAGUUGCCUCAGUUUCACAGAAUUCUAUUGUUUCUGCUGCUGGAAACAUUGCUAGGACCAUAGAUCGUUCUGUUUUUAAGCCGGUUGUUCAAAUAGCAGUGAUUGAAAAUUCUGAAUCCCUGGACUGUCAGUUAUUGGCGGUUACACAUGCAGGUGUAAGGUUAUAUUUCAGCACUUGUCCAUUCAGACAACCAUUAGCACGACCUAAUACAUUGACACUGGUUCAUGUCCGCUUACCUCCUGGAUUCUCAGCGUCUUCAACAGUGGAAAAGCCUUCAAAAGUACAUAAAGCUCUUUAUAGUAAAGGCAUUCUACUGAUGGCAGCUUCAGAAAAUGAAGAUAAUGAUAUUUUGUGGUGUGUCAACCAUGAUACAUUUCCCUUCCAAAAGCCAAUGAUGGAAACCCAGAUGACAACCCGUGUUGAUGGUCAUUCCUGGGCUCUUUCUGCAAUAGAUGAAUUGAAAGUAGAUAAAAUAAUUACACCCUUAAAUAAGGAUCAUAUUCCAAUAACUGACUCACCGGUUGUGGUACAGCAGCACAUGUUGCCUCCAAAGAAAUUUGUUCUCCUCUCAGCACAGGGAAGUCUUAUGUUUCAUAAACUUAGACCUGUAGAUCAACUGAGACACCUACUUGUGAGUAAUGUGGGUGGAGAUGGAGAAGAGAUUGAAAGAUUCUUUAAAUUACAUCAGGAAGACCAGGCUUGUGCAACCUGCCUUAUCCUUGCUUGUUCCACUGCUGCCUGUGAUAGAGAAGUAUCUGCAUGGGCCACUCGGGCUUUCUUCAGGUACGGUGGUGAAGCACAGAUGAGAUUUCCACCCACUCUCCCUGCUCCAAGUAAUGUUGGUCCCAUCUUGGGGUCUCCUGUCUACUCUAGUUCUCCUAUUCCUAGUGGUAGUCCAUAUCCAAAUCCAUCAUUUUUGGGAACACCAUCUCAAGGUGUACAUCCUCCUGCCAUGUCAACUCCAGUGUGUGUUUCAGGAAACCCAGCAACUCAGGCUGCAAGUAUGAGUUGUAUGGCUGCACCAGAGAUUGUGUACUCUGGAAAACACAAUGGUAUUUGCAUUUACUUUUCUCGAAUCAUGGGAAAUAUCUGGGAUGCGAGUUUAGUUGUGGAGAGAGUAUUCAAGAGUGGCAACAGAGAAAUCACUGCAAUUGAAAGUAGUGUUCCCUCCCAACUGUUGGAGUCAGUGCUACAAGAACUAAAAGGUUUGCAAGAAUUUCUAGACAGAAACUCCCAAUUUGCAGGGGGACCAUUAGGAAAUCCAAAUACAACAGCCAAAGUGCAGCAGAGGCUGAUAGGAUUCAUGCGUCCUGAAAAUGGAAAUACCCAGCAGAUGCAACAAGAACUGCAGAGGAAGUUUCAUGAGGCUCAACUGAGUGAAAAGGUUUCACUUCAGGCAAUCCAGCAGUUGGUUCGAAAAUCAUACCAGGCUCUGGCUUUAUGGAAGCUUCUUUGUGAACAUCAGUUCACUGUCAUUGUAGGAGAACUUCAGAAGGAAUUUCAAGAGCAGCUGAAAAUCACCACCUUUAAAGAUCUGGUAAUCAGGGACAAGGAACUGACCGGGGCAUUAAUUGCUUCUCUUAUCAACUGCUACAUCAGAGAUAAUGCUGCUGUUGAUGGCAUUAGUUUACACUUACAGGAUAUCUGCCCACUUCUGUAUAGCACUGAUGAUGCAAUUUGUUCUAAGGCAAAUGAACUCCUCCAGCGUUCCCGACAAGUUCAAAAUAAGAUUGAAAAGGAAAGAAUGUUAAGAGAAUCCUUAAAGGAAUAUCAGAAAAUCAGCAAUCAAGUGGACCUUUCCAGUGUUUGUGCUCAGUAUAGACAAGUCCGUUUUUAUGAGGGUGUAGUGGAGCUCUCUCUUACUGCUGCAGAAAAAAAAGAUCCUCAGGGUCUUGGACUUCAUUUCUAUAAACAUGGAGAACCAGAAGAAGACAUCGUGGGACUGCAGGCUUUCCAAGAAAGAUUAAACAGUUACAAGUGUAUUACAGAUACACUUCAAGAAUUGGUAAAUCAAAGUAAGGCUGCUCCUCAGUCUCCCAGUGUACCCAAAAAACCUGGGCCUCCAGUAUUGUCAUCUGAUCCCAAUAUGCUGAGUAAUGAAGAAGCAGGACAUCACUUUGAACAAAUGCUUAAACUGUCUCAACGAUCCAAAGAUGAGCUCUUUAGUAUUGCCCUUUAUAAUUGGCUAAUACAAGCUGAUCUUGCAGAUAAGUUAUUACAGAUUGCUUCUCCAUUUCUGGAGCCACAUCUAGUCCGAAUGGCCAAAGUUGAUCAAAACAAAGUUCGUUACAUGGAUUUACUCUGGAGGUAUUAUGAAAAGAACAGAAGCUUUAGUAAUGCUGCUCGUGUCCUGUCCAAAUUGGCUGACAUGCAUAGCACAGAAAUUUCACUUCAGCAGCGACUAGAGUACAUUGCUCGAGCCAUUCUUAGUGCCAAAAGUUCCACUGCCAUUUCAUCGAUAGCUGCGGAUGGUGAAUUCCUUCAUGAAUUAGAAGAAAAAAUGGAAGUUGCUAGGAUCCAACUUCAGAUACAAGAGACACUACAAAGGCAGUAUUCCCAUCAUUCUUCUGUACAGGAUGCAAUUUCUCAGCUGGAUUCUGAGCUAAUGGACAUAACUAAGCUUUAUGGGGAAUUUGCUGACCCAUUUAAACUUGCAGAGUGUAAACUUGCAAUAAUUCAUUGUGCUGGUUAUUCAGACCCUAUAUUGGUGCAGACACUUUGGCAAGAUAUCAUAGAGAAGGAAUUGAAUGAAAGUGUAGCGUUGAGCUCCUCAGAUAGAAUGCAUGCUCUUAGUCUCAAGGUUGUGCUCCUUGGCAAAAUUUAUGCUGGCACACCUCGCUUCUUUCCUUUAGAUUUUAUUGUGCAGUUUUUAGAGCAGCAAGUUUGUACUUUGAACUGGGAUGUAGGUUUUGUAAUACAGACAAUGAAUGAGAUUGGAGUGCCAUUACCUAGACUACUGGAAGUAUAUGAUCACUUGUUCAAAUCACGGGAUCCAUUCUGGAACAGAAUGAAGAAGCCACUGCACCUUUUGGAUUGUAUACAUGUACUGUUGGCAAGAUAUGUUGAGAAUCCUAGCCAGGUUUUAAAUUGUGAGAGGAGAAGAUUUACGAAUCUGUGCCUGGAUGCCAUUUGUGGUUAUCUGGUUGAGCUUCAGUCUAUGAGCUCUUCAGUGGCAGUACAAGCCAUCACGGGAAAUUUUAAAUCUCUCCAGGCUAAACUAGAACGGCUUCAUUAAUUAUUGUAAUGUAUUGUCAUCCAUGCAUUUUAAUCUGUAAAAUAAAAGCUCAGUUGGGUCCAGA
Messenger RNA from Mirounga angustirostris (Northern elephant seal), 4373 nucleotides. It is a transcript of the gene NUP155, whose product is annotated as nucleoporin 155. The record is from RefSeq and is a predicted model, not a curated record. The transcript has 35 exons. Bases 134 to 4309 code for a protein of 1391 amino acids. Gene Ontology annotation, molecular function: protein binding; structural constituent of nuclear pore. Lineage: Eukaryota; Metazoa; Chordata; Mammalia; Carnivora; Phocidae. Gene Ontology annotation, cellular component: nuclear pore inner ring; nuclear pore. Gene Ontology annotation, biological process: transcription-dependent tethering of RNA polymerase II gene DNA at nuclear periphery; protein localization to nuclear inner membrane; protein import into nucleus.